Molecule: messenger RNA, 1581 nt
Organism: Raphanus sativus (radish)
Lineage: Eukaryota; Viridiplantae; Streptophyta; Magnoliopsida; Brassicales; Brassicaceae
Product: protein BEARSKIN2-like
Exons: 3
Coding region: 64-1089 (341 amino acids)
Biological process (GO): regulation of DNA-templated transcription
Molecular function (GO): DNA binding
Source: RefSeq, a predicted model, not a curated record
AAAGGCAGUGCUUAAAUGUUUUAAGAGACUCAUUGGUUGAUUGAUAGAGAAAACGUAAUCAAGAUGGGUUCUUCGUCCAACGGAGGCGUGCCACCUGGGUUUCGGUUUCAUCCGACGGACGAAGAGCUUCUCCAUUACUACCUAAAGAAGAAAAUCUCUUACCAGAAGUUUGAGAUGGAAGUUAUCAGAGAGGUUGACUUAAACAAGCUUGAGCCUUGGGAUUUACAAGAGAGAUGCAAGAUAGGGUCAACGCCGCAGAACGAAUGGUAUUUCUUUAGCCACAAGGAUAGGAAAUAUCCGACGGGAUCAAGGACAAACCGUGCUACUCACGCAGGGUUCUGGAAAGCGACGGGACGUGACAAGUGCAUAAGGAACUCUUACAAGAAAAUAGGAAUGAGGAAGACUCUCGUGUUCUACAAAGGAAGAGCUCCUCAUGGCCAAAAGACUGAUUGGAUCAUGCAUGAGUACCGUCUUGAAGAUGCUGAUGAUCCUGAAAGCAACCCUAGUGAAGAUGGAUGGGUGGUUUGUAGGGUAUUCAUGAAGAAGAAUUUGUUCAAGGUAGUGAAUGACGGUGGUUCAAGCAUUAACUCUGCCGACCAAUACAACCAUGAUGCGUCCAACAACAACAACAAACUCCAAGCUCGUAGCUUUAUGCACGGAGACAGUCCAUACCAACUAGUACGUAACCACGGAGCCACGACAUUCGAACUCAACAAGCCUGACCUUGCUCUUCAUCAGUACCCACCAAUCUUCCACAAGCCACCAUCCCUUGGAUUUGACUACUCUUCAGGACUUCAAAGGGAUUGUGAGAGUGCGGCUAGUGAAGGGUUACAAUAUCAGCAAGCAUGUGAGCAGGGUUUAGAGGUCGGCACGUGCGAGACAGGGGCUAAUCAUAACCAUCAACAAGGUAUAGGUGAAUGGUCAAUGAUGGAUAGGCUUGUGACAUGUCAUGUGGGAAAUGAAGAUUCCUCUAGAGGGAUCAGGUUUGAGGAUGGUAACAACAAUUCGUCGGCUGUUGUUCAGCCAGUUUCUACGUCGAACCAGCUUUCGUUGCCCAGUGAGAUGGAUUUCUGGGGUUAUUCUAAAUAGACGAUUAUAUAUCUUAUGGUAAUGACUAUGCAUGUUCCAGAUUACAUGUUUUAUUUAUUUCAUUUUGUUGGGUGGAAGCAAAUUGCUUAUCACAAAAUCCAAAUAUAUCCACUGUUCAAAAGAAUAACAAGGGGAUUUGAUUAUCUUAUUGUACUCAUCACGAUCUAUGUAUGUACUGUUGUUUUCUUUUAUCUUGCGAUGCUUCUAAUACACCACACAAACUUGGUUCUUUUUUUUUUUUAAACAAAUUGUAUCAUGCAGAUUUUAAACAUGAGUAAUGAUACAGUUUAGGAUAGAAUUUGUCUGUAAUAUAAUAUAAUCACUGCAAAUAAAAAAUAAAACCAAAUGAUGAAAUCUGUAUAUGACAAAACGCGAAUGCACCAUCAGAUGGUUAUCCAUUAGAAGCAAUAAUUAAGUACCAUUGGAAUAUAUCAAGAAGAUGCAGAUGGAAGUUUUUUUCACAAUGUCAACAGAGACUCUCAUCAAACAAAG